ACAAUGGCAACGUGUUAAAAAAGGGCAUCAUAAACCUGCAUAAAAAAAUUGUACUAAAAAGCAAAAACUCCCUGUACAUAAGUGCAUAAAACCAGAGGCUGGAACAGUGUGGAGUGUUUCAAAUCGGAGAAGGCACAUCGGCUGCCAUUUUUGGGCCUUGAUUCUGAAAAAAAAGUGGGGGUUCGCCCUCGCCAUGUAUUGGCCUGAAACAAGCAAAAUAACAUUAGAGUUUGAUUGUACCACUGAGGCAGAGGCAGAGGCAGAGGCAGAGGCAGCCAUCUUGGUCCGGCCAAGGCUCAGGCUCGGGCUCAGCAGCGCACCAGUAUAAUCCCACUUCCCACUCUCAAUUUCUGCUUCCUGACAAUUCGUAUCACACAGCUGAUACGCACCUCUCUCUCUUCUUUCUACGUACCCAAAAGAAAAAAAAGUGCACACCACACCAAAGUUUAUCCCUCCCUCUUUCUGUCUCUCUCAAUCCGUAUUGUAUUCUUUUGAGCUUUUGGUAAGGUGAGUGAGGAGUAUAUGGGUUGUGGGGUGGGGGCGUGCAGUGGGUGACUGAAAAGAGAACCGUGAAAGAAGGCCUCAUAAAGACAGAGAGAGAGAGAGAUAGAGAGAUGGGUUUUGCAUUUUCAUGCUCUUGACGAAAUAUGGUCUUCUUCUUUUUGCUUUCUUCUUCUGCAUUUCUUUGAAGCCAUGGUGGUUGUGUCUAAGCUCUUGUGUUGUUUAAUCGUUCUCUCUUCUGCCGUCCUUUGCCUUUCCUACGAACCUCGGAACCCUGAAGUGGAAGCCCUGAUUAAUGUGAAGGCGGCAUUGAAUGAUCCGCAUGGGGUGCUCAGCAAUUGGGAUGAGGACUCUGUGGACCCUUGCAGCUGGGCAAUGAUCACCUGCUCCCCUGAGAACCUCGUUAUAGGACUGGGAGCUCCGAGCCAGUCUCUUUCUGGAAGUUUGUCUGGGGCGAUUGGGAACCUCACAAAUCUUCGCCAAGUGCUGCUGCAGAACAAUAACAUUUCCGGUCCAGUUCCCAUUGAACUUGGAACUCUGCCAUUGCUUCAAACAUUAGAUCUCUCAAAUAAUCGGUUCUCCGGCCCAAUACCAGCAUCUUUUGGUCAGCUGAAUGGUUUACGCUACCUGAGGGUGAACAAUAAUAGCUUGUCCGGGCCUUUUCCCGUGUCCUUGGCCAAAAUCCCCCAGCUUGCUUUCUUGGACUUGUCUUUUAACAAUCUCAGUGGACCAGUGCCUGUGUUUCCAGCCAGAACAUUCAAUGUGGUGGGAAACCCAAUGAUUUGUGGAAUUAGUCCUAGUGAAGGUUGCUCUGGCUCAGCCAAUGCCAUUCCUCUUUCUUUCUCUCUAGAAUCAUCCCCUGGAAAACUCAGGUCCAAAAGAAUAGCAGUGGCACUUGGAGUCAGCCUGAGCUGUGCUUUCCUAAUUUUCCUAGCGCUUGGAAUUCUUUGGCGCAGAAAAAAUCAGAGGACCAAAACCAUCCUAGACAGCAAUGUAGAGAAUCAAGAAGUGGGACUUGUGCGCUUAGGAAACCUCAGAAACUUCAGUUUCAAAGAGCUCCAGGUAGCAACAGACCAUUUUAGUUCCAAAAAUAUACUUGGGGCUGGAGGGUUUGGCAAUGUGUACAAGGGAAAGCUAGGCGAUGGGACUAUGGUGGCAGUGAAACGGCUAAAGGAUGUAACGGGUACCACUGGAGAGUCCCAGUUCCGCACAGAGUUGGAGAUGAUUAGCCUUGCAGUUCAUCGCAAUUUGCUUCGGUUAAUUGGUUAUUGUGCCACUUCUCACGAGAGGCUCUUGGUGUACCCUUAUAUGUCAAAUGGCAGUGUAGCUUCCAGGCUCAGAGGAAAACCAGCCCUGGACUGGAAUACGAGGAAGAGAAUAGCAAUUGGAGCUGCAAGGGGUCUGCUGUACCUCCACGAGCAAUGUGAUCCUAAGAUAAUCCAUAGAGAUGUGAAGGCUGCCAAUGUGCUUCUAGACGACUUCUGUGAAGCUGUGGUCGGUGAUUUCGGACUCGCAAAGCUGCUUGACCAUGCCGAUUCUCAUGUGACCACUGCUGUUCGUGGCACUGUCGGGCACAUUGCUCCAGAGUAUCUUUCAACUGGCCAAUCUUCUGAGAAGACUGAUGUGUUUGGGUUUGGAAUCCUUUUGAUCGAGCUAAUUACUGGAAUGAGAGCUCUUGAAUUUGGGAAAACAAUUAACCAAAAAGGCGCCAUGCUUGAGUGGGUGAAAAAGAUACAACAGGAAAAGAAAGUGGAAUUGCUUGUGGACAGAGAGCUAGGGAACAACUAUGAUCAAAUUGAAGUAGGGGAGAUGUUGCAAGUGGCUCUUCUUUGCACUCAGUAUUUACCUGCCCACCGACCCAAGAUGUCGGAGGUGGUCCGAAUGCUUGAAGGGGAUGGCCUUGUUGAGAAAUGGGCUGCAUCCCAUACUCAUAAUGACUUGAAUGUCAACCUCUUCCCUUCACGGAACAGUAGCAAAAGUACAUACAACCCCACAAAUGCAAUGAAGAAUUAUGGCAAUGAUCGAGAUCAUUCGAGCAUGUUAAGUUCAACAAUGGACGACGACGACGACGAGCGAUCUUUAGACUCCUAUGCCAUGGAACUCUCUGGUCCAAGAUAGUAGAGAAAGUAAGUCAGAGACAAGGGAGGUUAAUUCAUUGCUUUAAUUCUUUAGAGAGCCAAAAUCAAGUAAUAGGAGAAAGAUGGGGUUCAGUGUUGGAUUCAUAAACUUUGUGUACUUUUUCCUAAAAAUUCUCUCGAUAUUCUGGGUUGGACAUGUAAAUAUGUGACAUCCUCUUGGUCUCCUUAAAAUGGUGCGGUUUAAAACAGUAGAAGGGAAGGCAAUGCCAAGCUUGUAUAGAAUGAUUUUGACGAUCUUCUCUUAAUAGUUAGAUAUGGAGUUGAGUUCUUGUUGUUGGCGUUAGCCAUGGCUGUUCUGUCAUUUUGUGGGGAUGAAGGAAUGGCGAGUGGGGUCGAUGUUCUGAGUUCUGAUCUUUGAGAAGUAGUCAAUUAUUUUCGGGGUCACGCGCUCCUCUUUUCAGUUUC
Molecule: messenger RNA, 3044 nt
Organism: Momordica charantia (bitter melon)
Lineage: Eukaryota; Viridiplantae; Streptophyta; Magnoliopsida; Cucurbitales; Cucurbitaceae
Product: protein CLAVATA3 INSENSITIVE RECEPTOR KINASE 2
Biological process (GO): protein phosphorylation
Molecular function (GO): protein kinase activity; protein binding; ATP binding
Source: RefSeq, a predicted model, not a curated record